Messenger RNA from Monomorium pharaonis (pharaoh ant), 2006 nucleotides. RefSeq names its product guanine deaminase (gene DhpD). Lineage: Eukaryota; Metazoa; Arthropoda; Insecta; Hymenoptera; Formicidae. Gene Ontology annotation, biological process: guanine catabolic process. The transcript has 9 exons. Gene Ontology annotation, molecular function: zinc ion binding; guanine deaminase activity. Gene Ontology annotation, cellular component: cytosol. Bases 521 to 1846 code for a protein of 441 amino acids. The record is from RefSeq and is a predicted model, not a curated record.
UUUGAUACAAAAAUUCUUGUGUUUUAAUUUUUAUUAUUUAUUUUCUGCAUCUUAUUUGUUUUCUCUUUUAUUGACAAAACCAUAUAAAACACUCAGAAAUUAUGAAAUCACAAAAUUAAUCAUAAACUUUUUACCAAAUCUUGUCCAAAUAUUAAAUAGGAUCUCUGGUCAACUCAAUUUAUCUUUGCAAAUUAGAGAUCAUUUUUCUAUAAUUACAUCUGCUAAUACCUAUUAAAAGUCGAGAUAAAUUGUAACAAUAUAUUUAUAUAUCAAUUCACUCAUUUAUGAAAAAAAAAAUAAUAAAAAAACUUAUAAAACUAUUUGCAUUCGCGUAGCGCAUUAGCGUUCGUCAUUAAAAUUAUGUAACUCCGCUGAUAUUGCUAAGUGCUAACAGUACUCACUUUGAUGUGGAGAGAGAAUAAAUGGAAUGACAAAGCAAGCGCAUAGAAGUGAAAUUUUAAGUAGCAGUUAAAUGUACAGUAGAUGAAAGAUUGGCAUAAAUAUCUACAGAUAUACCACAAUGGUUAAACAAUAUUUUCUAGGUCCGUUGAUACAUACAGGUGAUAACGGAAGAUUGAUUAUUGAGAAGCACGUUGGUAUAGUUGUUGAGGAUGGCAAGAUUGUCAGUGUGCUGAAUAUUGAGGAUAAUCCCCCAUUGAAUCGCCAGACGCUAGAUCACGCCAUCAAAGAUGAUCAUAUAAAAGAAGUUACAAUUCUAUCACAUGGGCAGUUCAUAAUACCUGGAUUUAUCGAUUGCCAUACUCAUGCGGUUCAGUUUCCAAAUCUUGGAUUGGGUUACAAUAAGUGUCUCCUAGAUUGGUUGGAGACUUAUACUUUUCCACUAGAGAAAGAGUAUGCCGAUACAAAAUUCGCAGAUCGAGUGUUUGAUGCCGUUGUGAAAAGAACCAUUAGCGUGGGCACAACAACGGCGUGUUACUUUGCAUCUUUGUAUACUGAAGCGUCUGUGAUACUUGCAGACAAAACUGCAAAGCUGGGUCAACGAGCUUUCAUCGGAAAAGUGAACAUGAACGUUCCGCGUGACGAUGGGUACUACGAAAGCACUGAGAAAUCAAUUAAAGAUACUACAGUUCUGAUAAACUAUAUUGAGCGAAAUUGGAAUCCGCUUGUAAAACCGAUUAUUACGCCAAGAUUUGCGUUGAGUUGUGAUAUGGAAUUAAUGCAAGAAUUGGCUAAAAUUGCUAAGGGAAAAGGCUUACAUAUACAGAGUCAUAUUUCUGAAAAUAAAGCCGAAAUAGCAGCAGUGGAACAAACUUUUCCAGAUCAACCUUCAUACACGGCAGUCUAUGAUGCUGCAGGCCUUCUUACCAAUAAGACAAUAUUAGCGCACGGAAUUCAUCUUACAGAUAGCGAACUUGUCAUUCUCAAAGCGCGAGGAGCAGCUGUAAUUCAUUGUCCCUCUUCGAACUUGUAUCUAAAAAGCGGUCUUUGCGAUGUGCAGAAACUAAAGGCUAAUGGUAUCAAAGUUGGACUUGGAACAGAUGUUUCAGGGGGAGCCAGUUACAGUAUAUUGGAUGAAAUGAGAGCAGCUUUACAAGUAUCAAAUUGUCUGUCUUUGAUGAAAGAAAAUUAUAAGCCACUCAGUUAUAAAGAUGUCUUCUAUAUGGCAACAUUAGGAGGUGCUAAAGCACUCUCAAUUGAAAGCAAAGUUGGCAAUUUGGUGCCAGGCAAAGAUUUCGAUGCUCUCAUUAUUGACAUGAACUCGAAAGGCAGCCUGUUGGAUAAUUUUAAAGAAUAUACACUCGAGGAGAACUUCCAAAGAUUUAUAUAUUCCGGUGAUGAACGUAAUAUUGUGGCUGUAUAUGUAAACGGUAGCAAAGUUAAAUAGAAACAAACUUCUCAUUAUUACAAUAUUUUUAUCUGAUUUAUAUUUGAUUAUAUUUUUAUAAUAUUCUACAAGCUGUUAAAUAAAAGUAUAUUUUUUGCUUUUGUACAUUACUUGUACGUUAUUUUACAUAGUAUAAUAAAUUCAUAUAUGGAAACAAAAA